This is a messenger RNA of Lithohypha guttulata, 1701 nucleotides long. RefSeq lists its product as uncharacterized. The transcript has 9 exons. Gene Ontology annotation, biological process: transmembrane transport; carbohydrate transport. Bases 1 to 1701 code for a protein of 566 amino acids. Gene Ontology annotation, molecular function: carbohydrate:proton symporter activity. NCBI's taxonomy places the organism in Eukaryota, Fungi, Ascomycota, Eurotiomycetes, Chaetothyriales, Trichomeriaceae. The record is from RefSeq and is a predicted model, not a curated record. Gene Ontology annotation, cellular component: membrane.
AUGUCUAGGAGAGCUUCCGUGGUCCCGGUCGACCGCCACAAUGAUGGUGUCCUCCGUGUCAGAGACGAUUCUGUUCGAAAAAUGUCAGCGACUCCAGAUUUCGCUGGCAAGGAUUUCUUGGAUGCAAAGGAGGCUUCCAGUGCUGAGAAGUCCAUGUCUGUUCGAGAUUCUCUUCGACUCUACAAGAAAGCAGUCAGCUAUUCACUCAUCAUGAGUUUGGCCGUGAUCAUGGAAGGUUAUGACCUGUCUUUGAUGGGCAGUUUCAUGGGCUACGAUGCAUUCAAACGGCGAUACGGUACAGAAGUCGAUGAGCUUGGAGAACCCAUCAUCUCUGCACCUUGGCAGACAGGCCUUCAAAACGGUGUUCAAGUUGGCUCCAUCAUCGGGCUGUACCUCAAUGGCUGGGUGUCGGAGAAGAUAGGCUACCGCAAGACCAUGCUUGGUUCGUUGGUUUUAAUGGUGGCCUUUAUUUUCCUGCCGUUCUUUGCUCCAAACAUUGAGACUAUCUUAGCAGGUGCAGUAUUGCAAGGUAUCCCUUGGGGUGUCUUUCAAACUCUCACAGUUACAUAUGCUUCUGAGGUAACUCCCACGAACCUUCGAGCUUACCUCACGACCUACGUCAACUUAUGCUGGGUCAUGGGUCAGCUGAUAGCCGCUGGUGUUCUUCGAGGAUGUUCCACUAUCGAAGGUCAAUGGUCUUACAGAUUGCCAUUCGCCAUACAGUGGGUAUGGCCUCCUCUCAUUUUUGUCGGCGCAUGGCUAGCACCAGAAUCGCCAUGGUGGCUAGUCCGCAAGGAACGAUACGACGACGCCCGAAAAUCUCUCAGAGCACUCACGUCUCCUGGGACAAAUCUCCCCUUCGAUCUGGAGGGACAGCUGGCCAUGAUAAAGGCUACAAACGAGCUAGAGAAGGCCAUGUCCUCAGGCACCAGCUAUCUGCAAUGCUUCAAGGGUAUCGAUCUCCGACGUACCGAGAUCUCUAGCAUGGCGUGGGUCAUUCAGGCUUUUUGCGGAGCAGCCCUCAUGGGCUAUUCAGUCCAAUUUUACAGAGAGGCAGGAAUGUCCGAGGAAAAUGCACUCAACAUGAACAUCGGCCAAUAUUGUAUGGGCUUCGCCGGUACUGUUGGCUCCUGGUUCCUGAUGAGACGACUUGGUCGACGCUUCCUCUACCUCUGGGGCCUUCUGAUAAUGUGCGGUCUACUCGUCGUUGUCGGUGGUUUGGGUUUCAUUUCAAACGACAACGAAGGUGCCCAGUGGGGUAUUGGCAGUCUCUUGCUGAUUUACACCUUCGUCUACGACAUCACGGUUGGUCCGGUUUGCUACUCGCUGGUGGCUGAAAUUCCUUCCACCCGUCUCAAGAUUAAGACUGUCGUCCUUGCGAGAAACUUUUACAACAUAGGUGGAAUAAUCAACAACAUCAUCAUGCCCAGAAUGUUGGGACCAAAUGAAUGGAACUGGGGAGCACGAACUGGUUUGUUUUGGGCUGGUGCCUGUGCUUUACUAGUCACUUGGACAUUUUUCCGACUGCCAGAGCCAAAGGACAGAACCUAUGGCGAGCUCGAUGUCCUCUUCGAGAACAGAGUAUCAGCAAGAAGGUUUCACAAGACUCGCGUCGAUCAGUUCUCUGGCGACCACCUCGAAAUUGUUCCGGACGAUAUCAGCAGUGGUGAUGACAGGCAUUUCGCUGAGAUGAAGGUGUAG